AUGAAGUACAACGAAAUAUUAGAAACGUUAGGCGAAUUUGGGUGGUAUCAGAAAAGGAUAUACUUUUUAACAUGUUUACCGCCACUAACGUGUGGAUCGCAGGCAUUGAUGGCAAUAUUUAUUUUGGCGAUUCCUGCUCAUCGAUGUCAACUACCCAGUGAAUUUUUAGAUACCCACUACUACCCUACCAAUAAUGUAACACAAUACUAUGUCAAUUCUACAAUACCAGUUGAUGAUGGGCAGUGGGCUGAAUGUGAGCAGUAUGAUGUCGGUAACUUAUCUACGUUUAACGGAAUGGAUGUAGUUAAUGGAAAUAUUUCCAGGUUGAAAUGCAAUGACUGGGUUUAUGAUACUACUAGAUAUCACAGUACUUUUGUUACAGAGCAUAACCUGAUUUGUGAUAAAGCUAUGUACAGAUCUCAUGCUAAUAUGUUAUUUAUGUUUGGUAAAAUGGUGGGAUCGUUAGUUUUUGGAAUACUAGCUGAUAUAAUUGGGCGGAAAAAAGCCUUCAUCAUUGCUCUUCUACUAGAUAUACUUUGUACAAUGGGGAAUGCUUUCUCGCCUAAUGUAGCAGUUUUUUUCAUCCUCCAAGUUGGGAUAGGCGCUUUUAACACGGCAGUUUUUAUGUCUGCAUUCGUCUUAGGAUUAGAACUUGUCGGUAAAAGUAAGCGAGUGUUUGCUGGAAUAGUCAUAGACUUCUUCUGGGUUGGUGGAUUAUUUAUACUACUGAUUUUGGCCUAUUUAUUUAGAAGUUGGGAUGAUCUUGUGAUAGCUGCAGCACUACCAAUAGUGCCUUUGAUUAUUACAUUCUGGUUCAUCCCAGAAUCAACCAGGUGGUUGGUAUCAAAAGGUCGUACAAAAGAAGCUGAGAAGAUUUUGCGUAAAGUUGCUGAAGUGAACAAAGUAGAACUUCCCGAUGAAUUAUUCGAUAAAGAUUGCUUGGAGAAAGAAACUCAAGUUAAUAUUUGGGAAAUGUUUUCAUCACCCCUCUUAGUUAUCAGAUCUUUGAUUUUAUUCUUCAAUUGGGCAGUAAUAUCUAUGGUAUAUUAUGGAUUAACUUUAAAUAUAUCUAAUCUCAGCGGGAAUAUUUAUAUCAAUUUUACUAUAUCAAAUAUUGUAGAAUUUCUAGGGUAUUGCUCUGUAUUAUUAUUUGCUGGGAGAAUUGGUAGAAAAUCGAUAUUAUGUAGUGGUAUGGUUGUUGGGGGAGCAGCCUGUGUACUCUCAAUAUUUCCAGCACUGUAUGGAAAUUCGUCACAUUAUUGGAUUACCAAUGGUUUAUCAAUGAUCGGAAAACUUGGUGUAUCAGCAUGUUUUGGAAUGAUAUUUAUUUUUAGUGCUGAAUUAUUUCCAACUGUAUUAAGAAAUUCAGGUGUUGGUCUUUGUUCAGUCAUUGCAAGAUUCGGCUCGAUGAUUGCACCUUAUAUAUCAGACUUAGGAAAGUUAUUUAAAGGUGAACUAGAACUUGCCUUACCUUUAAUAGUAUUUGGAAUAUGUUCUGUUGUUGCUGGUCUCCUUGCCUUACUGUUACCAGAAACAAUGAAUAGAAACUUACCUGACACAAUUGAAGAAGCCAAGGCAUUUGGAAGAGUACCAGUUAAACUACUUUCAGGACAUAAAAUAUGUGACUCAAGAAAGAAAGACGAAACAGUAACUGAUGAGUGA
Molecule: messenger RNA, 1662 nt
Organism: Lottia gigantea (owl limpet)
Lineage: Eukaryota; Metazoa; Mollusca; Gastropoda; Lottiidae
Exons: 10
Coding region: 1-1662 (553 amino acids)
Biological process (GO): transmembrane transport
Cellular component (GO): membrane
Molecular function (GO): transmembrane transporter activity
Source: RefSeq, a predicted model, not a curated record